This is a messenger RNA of Gossypium raimondii (Peruvian cotton), 1799 nucleotides long. RefSeq names its product probable polygalacturonase. The coding region runs from base 334 to 1689 and encodes 451 amino acids. Gene Ontology annotation, molecular function: polygalacturonase activity. The record is from RefSeq and is a predicted model, not a curated record. The transcript has 6 exons. Gene Ontology annotation, biological process: carbohydrate metabolic process. NCBI's taxonomy places the organism in Eukaryota, Viridiplantae, Streptophyta, Magnoliopsida, Malvales, Malvaceae.
UUCUAACCAUAUUGAUUUUAGUGUUUGAAUCUGUGUUCUCUUAUCCCGACUCGAACACCGGUCCGAUUCUUUUGAAGAAACAUUGGCAAAGGGUGUUUAUUAAGGAAAUGAAAUCAUCACAUGUUUGAAUUCUCUAAAGAAAAACUAACCAUACCCCAUGUAUUAAGGGAAAAGUGAAAUUUGUUGAAGGGGCUAUGUGAAACUUCAAACUAUUUGGGGGGAUCUGAAUUGUAAUUUGUUGAAGGUUCCUUAGUGCUUUAAACCUCGAUCUCUAUUUAAACUCCUAGCACCCCUCUGCCAUAAACAAAAAACCAAUAUUAUUUUUAUGGUUUAAUGGAGAUGUGGACAAUCCAAAGAAGAAACCAGGUUCUUGAUACCAUACUUUUGCUUGGAAUAGUUCUGGUUUUGAUCAACAUAAAUGGUGUUGAAAGCAGAAAGUACAGUGCUUCAUUGACAGACUUUGGAGGGGUUGGUGAUGGAGUAACAUCAAAUACGAAGGCUUUUCAAGCUGCCAUUUUUAACCUCAGCCAAUAUGCAUCAGAUGGUGGGUCUUUACUCUUUGUUCCACCAGGAAAAUGGCUAACUGGUAGUUUUAGCCUUACCAGCCAUUUCACUUUGCAUAUCCACAAGGAUGCUACUCUUCUUGCUUCGCAGGAUGAGAGUGAAUGGGCUGUCAUUGAUCCUUUACCAUCCUAUGGUCGAGGAAGGGAUGCCGAUGGUGGAAGAUAUAUCAGUCUUAUUUUCGGAACCAACCUCACUGAUGUCGUGAUAACAGGUGAUAAUGGCACUAUUGAUGGUCAGGGUGUUACCUGGUGGAACAAAUUCCAUAAGGGAGAGUUGAAAUACACCAGGCCUUACCUUAUUGAGAUCAUGUAUUCAAAUGAAGUCCAAAUCUCUAAUCUCACAUUGAUGAAUUCUCCUUCCUGGAAUGUUCAUCCUGUUUAUAGCAGCAAUGUUGUCGUUCAAGGAUUAACGAUCCUCGCACCAGUAACUUCUCCGAACACCGAUGGGAUCAACCCAGAUUCUUGCACGAAUACCCGGAUCGAGGACUGCUACAUUGUUUCUGGAGACGAUUGUGUAGCUGUUAAGAGUGGCUGGGAUGAGUACGGUAUCAAGUUUGGUAUGCCAACGAAGCAGCUAGUGAUCAGACGGCUCACAUGCAUUUCUCCAUUCAGUGCAGUGAUUGCACUAGGCAGUGAGAUGUCUGGCGGAAUUGAGGAUGUUAGGGCCGAAGACAUAACAGGCAUUAAUUCCGAGUCGGCUGUUAGGAUCAAAACCGCUGUAGGAAGAGGAAACUAUGUCAAGGACAUAUAUGUAAGAAGGAUGACUAUGAAAACCAUGAAAAUGGUGUUUUGGAUGGCAGGGAACUACGGUUCUCACCCCGACAACGAUUAUGAUCCUAAUGCAAUCCCUGUUAUACAAAAUAUCAAUUUCCGUGACGUCGUUGCCGAGAAUGUAACCAUGGCAGCUAGGUUGGAGGGAAUUCCAGGCCAUCCAUUUUCUGGGAUUUGUAUAUCCAAUACAACCAUCGGAUUAACACAAAAGCCAAAGAAGAUUCAAUGGAAUUGCACUGAGAUUGCUGGGGUAUCAAGUAAUGUUACACCUCAGCCUUGCAAUCUGCUGACCGAUCAAGGGCCAGAUAAUGCCUGCAAUUUCCCAGAGGACAGCUUCACAAGUGCCAUAGUGUAAGUCUAUAUGUGUUUAUACAGAAAAUUUGUGACAAUAUAAAGUCAAGAUAUUAAUUUCUUUUAUGUAAAAUGAAAUUACAUAAUUUAUGUAAGAAACAAUGAUUACUGGAA